Messenger RNA from Rosa chinensis, 1969 nucleotides. Its product is annotated as probable disease resistance protein At4g19530. The transcript is spliced from 3 exons. Lineage: Eukaryota; Viridiplantae; Streptophyta; Magnoliopsida; Rosales; Rosaceae. Bases 411 to 1589 code for a protein of 392 amino acids. Gene Ontology annotation, molecular function: nucleic acid binding; zinc ion binding. The record is from RefSeq and is a predicted model, not a curated record. Gene Ontology annotation, biological process: signal transduction.
AAGUCCUUGAAAUUUCCUCAUUGGUUUCUUCUUUUUAUCUCUGCUACUAAGAAUUCUACUCCCAACGAUUCUUACUUCACUGAAAAAAAAAAAAGAAAAAAAAAAGAUUCUCUUCUUAAUUACUAGCAAGUUCAAAAUCUUUGCAAAUCCAACAUUGCUUUGAUCCAGAAAACUGGUGAUCAGAUCAGCACAAUCUCACUGUAUUCUCUCUUCUCCCACACUGCUUGAUCUGUUUUGCUUCACAUGCCAGUGUACGUUCAUCAUCGUUAUCUGUCGAUUUAUACUGUACAUAUAGACUUCCACCACUUAAUGUAGUAUUUGUUUUAAUUAUUUCUUGAAGCAAGGGAUUUUUGCUCCAAGAAAGAGUUUGCCAGUCUGGACUUGUGGAUUGAUUUACUUGUUUCUGUAAUAUGGCUUCUCCUUCUUGUUCUUCUGCACCUGGCAGCUUUAAGCAUGAUGUAUUUCUUAGUUUUAGAGGGGAGGACACCCGCAAGACUUUUACAAGCCAUCUUUAUGCGGCUUUAGUUAGUAAUCACAUCAACACCUACAUAGAUGAUGAAAUCGAGAGGGGAGAGGAAAUUGCACCAGCCCUUCUCCAAGCAAUAGAGGCAUCAAAACUUUCCGUAGUCAUUUUGUCACAAGGCUAUGCUUCUUCCAGAUGGUGCUUGAAUGAACUCGCUCAUAUAUUGGAAUUGAAGGAAAGACACCAACUAUCGGUUUUACCCAUUUUUUAUGGGGUAGAUCCAUCACAUGUACGGAAUCAGAGGGAGAGUUAUGCAGCUGCAUUUGUUCAACAUGAGAAACAUUUCAAGCAAGACAAGGUGCUCAAGUGGAGGGAGGCUUUAACCAAAGCUUCUGAUCUAGCUGGGUUUGAUUCACGCAAGACUAGCCCCGAUUCCAAGUUAGUUGAGGAAGUUCUGAAAGUUAUUCAGAAGAAGUUGAAUCGCAAAUACUCAAGAGAUUUGACCCCACAAGAUGUUGAGUUCAGCUCACGGCAACUUAUCAAUGGGAAUGAGCCCGACAGGGCUAAAGAUAAUUGCUUCAAGUGUGGUGGGAUAGGACAUUGGCGCAGAGACUGCCCUUCAGAUAAUUGCUCCAAGUGUGGUGGGAUAGGACAUUGGGACAGAGACUGCCCUUCAGAUAAUUGCUUCAAGUGUGGUGGGAUAGGACAUUGGGACAGAGACUGCCCUUCAGUAGGUGAUGAAGACAGCCAUUCAGCAGAUAAAUGCUUCGAGUAUGGUGGGAUAGGACAUUGGGCCGAUGAUAGCCCUUCAUCGAGUGAUGAAGACAGCCCUUCAGCAUAUAAAUGCUUCGAGUAUGGUGGGAUAGGACAAUGGGGUGAUGACAGCCCUUCAGCAAGUGAUGAAGACAGCCCUUCAACGAGUGAUGAAGACAGCCCUUUAGCAGAUAAAUGCUCCGAGUGUGGUGGGAUAGGACAUUGGGCCAAAGACUGCCCUUCAGAUGAAUGCUUCAAGUGUGGUGGGAUAGGACAUUACGCCAAAGACUGCCCUUCAUAUAAAUGCUUCAAGUGUGGUGGGAUAGGACAUUGCUCCAAAGAUUGCCCUUCAAAUAAAUGCAUCAUCAGGUGAUGAAGAUAUGUAGGGGCAUAUCUACAUACAAGCCUCAUUGGGCUGAAGCCCACCUGAGAUUUGAUAAAUCACUAGGUAUAUGUAAUAUUUAUAGAUGUCAAGGACUUAUAGUCUUGGUUUAGUGUUUUAACUAAUACCAAACCCAUCCAAGUCCGAAUCGCAUCAAUAGCAAUCAUUUAGUUAUUUUUUUCUCUUACUUCCUAUUUUCUUGAUUUUUUUCUAAAUGUUUUUUUUUCUUUCUCCCAAUGCAUGCUGGGCUCGAAGUUGGAUAUGGGGCCUCCCUUGUGUGUGGAUUUGGAUCGGUUUGGUUUUUAUGUUUGUAUUUUUUGUUUUAUCUUUGGGCUUGCAUUCUGUUGUAAGAUGUUAGGUCAUUACUUUAU